GGCGACAGAUUUUCGGGAAUGUCUAGCCUUUGACAGGAAGAUUUAGUGUAGCGCUGUUGUCUCUGCUGCGCGCUUGGAUUUAUUGAAAGAAAGGCGAGGAAAAGGGGGAUUUAAUGUAAAAGCUCACUCAGUUCCAUGUUAAAUUAGUGUGAUCCAUCCGUGACUGUGCCUGCUGUCAAACCGGCUCCGCAUGAAAAAUAAGAAACUGUUCAUGGACAAGAAGACACGGAAGUAGUAGGAUCUGAUUAUAACAGGCCUCUGUGAUGGAACUUGGCAGGGCAUUGUGUAUCAAGAUGAAAUACUCAAGAAGGACUGAAGGCCAAAUCCCUGUCUUCCCGAAAGGACUGGGAAUCCACUUUUACCUCCCAGAUGUCAGUCCACUGGAGUUUUUCAAAGGAGACUACAGAACAGAAGAUCUAUGUACAGAUGGUGCCAGGAAAUGCAAUAUUUCACCACUUUGUCACAACCUGUUUGCGCUCUAUGAUGAGGGCAGGAACAUUUGGUAUCCACCUAAUCACACAUUUGAAGUUGACGAGAACACAGCCAUCAAGUUGCAUUACCGGAUGAGGUAUUACUUCACAAAUUGGCACGGGACUAAUGAGAACGAGUCUCCUGUGUGGAGGUACUCUUUGAAUAAACAGAAGAACGGUUACGCUCCACAGAAAACUCCAGAAGGCAUUCCCCUCCUUGAUGCCUCAUCAUUGGAGUACUUGUUUGCACAGGGGCAGUGUGAUUUUGUUAGGAGUCUCGCCCCUGUACGCAGCCCUCGGACUGACCAGGAGGUUCAUGAGAUUGAGAAUGAGUGCCUUGGCAUGGCAGUGCUGGCAAUAUCUCACCACGCCAUCCAGAAGAACAUACCCCUGCCAGGACUUGCUGGAGAAAUCAGUUAUAAACGAUACAUCCCUGAAACUCUGAACAAGACCAUCAAGCAACGGAACUUCUUGACUCGCAUCAGAAUAAACAAUGUGUUCAAGAGUUUCCUGAAGGAGUUCAGUAACAAGACCAUCUCGGACAGCAACGUGUCGAUGCACGACCUCAAAGUGAAGUACCUGUCCACCCUGGAGACUCUGACCAAGCACUUCGGCUCUGAGAUCUACGAGACCUCCAUGCUGCAGAUCUGUGCGGAGAACGAGAAGUCCCUCUCAGAGAACUUCGGAGGGGCGGACCUUCCUGUGUAUGAAGUUCAGGUGGCUGGCAAUGUUGGGAUACAGUGGAGGCUCAAACCGCUCCAUGAGAAGAAUAAAUCCAGGAAGAAUAAGAUGGAAAGCAGAAAUAAAAAAGACAAGAAUAAAGACCUUGUGAACGAAGGCUGGGCCCUCUUCUCUGAUUUCUAUGAGAUCACUCACAUUGUCAUCAAGGAGGCCACUGUCACCAUUUAUAAACAAGACAACAAAAAGAUGGAGCUGGAGCUUGCAUUCCAUGAUGAAGCGCUGUCCUUCAUCGCGCUGAUCGAUGGCUAUUUCAGGCUCACUGUCGAUGCUCACCACUACCUCUGCACAGACGUAGCCCCGCCAUCGGUGGUCCUCAAUCUUCAGAAUAGCUGUCAUGGGCCUAUCUGCACUGACUAUGCCAUUCACAAACUGAAACUGGAAGGGAAUGAAGACGGCAUGUAUGUCCUGCGCUGGAGCUGCACGGAUUACAACAACAUUCUGAUGACCGUGGCUUGCAGUGAGAAUGUUUGUGACCCAAACGGCGGACUGAGACAAAACAAGCAGUACAAGAACUUUCAGCUAGAAGUUUCAGAUGAGGGGUACAGGCUGUGUGGGACAGAGGCCUACUACCAGAGCCUGAGAGAUCUCAUGGACCACUUAUCAGGACAGAUCCUCAGGACGGACAGUGUCAGCUUCCAGCUGAGAAGGUGCUGUCCACCACAGCCCAGAGAAAUCUCUAACCUGCUGGUGGUAACGAAGAACAGAGCCCUGGACUCCCAACAGACUGCCAACAACUACAAUCUGAGUCAGCUGAGCUUCCACAGAAUCCCCAAGGAAGAGAUCAUUCAGGAGGAACAUCUUGGUCAAGGAACCAGAACGAAUAUUUAUGCUGGAAUCCUGAACUACAAGAACGAGGAUGACAAUGACGGCUUUUACACUGGGAAAGAGGUUAAAGUCGUCCUCAAGGUGCUGGGCUCUGGUCACAGAGACAUUUCGCUGUCUUUCUUUGAAACGGCUAGCAUGAUGAGACAGGUUUCCCAUAAGCACAUCGUACUUUUGCAUGGAGUCUGUGUCAGAGACUUGGAAAAUAUCAUGGUUGAAGAAUUUGUCCAGUUGGGUCCCUUAGAUCUCUUUAUGCAUCGGAAGAGUGAGCUUCUCACAACUGCAUGGAAAUUUCAAGUUGCUAAACAGCUAGCUAGUGCUCUGAGCUACCUGGAGGACAAGAAGCUGGUCCACGGAAAUGUGUGCACGAAGAAUAUCUUACUGGCCAGGGAAGGGCUUGAUAAUGAAGGCGGCCCCUUUAUCAAGCUGAGCGACCCAGGGAUUCCCAUUACUGUUCUAACCAGAGAAGAAUGCGUGGAGAGGAUUCCAUGGAUUGCCCCAGAGUGUGUUGAAAACGCAGAGAGCCUCAGUGUUGCUGCCGACAAGUGGAGUUUUGGAACGACGCUGUGGGAGAUCUGCUAUAACGGGGAGGUGCCACUUAAAGAUAAGAAAUUGACAGAGAAGGAGAGGUUUUACACAGCACACUGUGUGCUGGCUACCCCGGACUGCAAGGAGCUGGCUGACCUCAUGAAACAGUGCAUGAACUACAACCCCAAAAAGAGGCCUUUCUUCCGAGCCAUCAUGAGAGACAUCAACAAGCUGGAGGAGCAGAAUCCUGACAUUGUUUCUGGCAUUGUGCCCAAGACUGAAGUGGACCCCACAGUUUUUGAGAAGAGGUUUCUUAAGAGGAUAAGAGAUCUGGGGGAGGGUCACUUCGGGAAGGUGGAGCUGUGCAGGUACGACCCGGAGGGGGACCGGACUGGGGAGCUGGUGGCUGUGAAGUCACUGAAACCCGAGAGCAACGACGAGCACAGAGCAGACCUCCGGAGAGAGAUUGACAUCUUGAAGAACCUCUACCAUGAAAACAUUGUGAAGUACAAAGGGAUCUGCACAGAAGAAGGAGGAAGAGGAAUAACAUUGAUAAUGGAGUACCUUCCAUCUGGCAGCCUAAAGGAAUACCUGCCACGAAACAAGCACAAAAUAAACUUAAAACAGCAGCUCAAGUAUGGUGUCCAGAUAUGUCAAGGAAUGGAUUACCUGGGAUCUCUCAAGUAUGUUCACCGGGACCUGGCUGCUCGCAACGUCCUUGUUGAAAAUGAAAACAUAGUGAAGAUCGGAGAUUUCGGCUUGACGAAAACCAUUCAGACCAACAAGGAGUACUACACUGUGAAGGACGAUCUGGACAGUCCUGUGUUCUGGUACGCCCCAGAAUGUUUGCUUCAGUGCAAGUUUUACAUUGCUUCAGAUGUUUGGUCAUUUGGAGUUACCAUGUAUGAACUGCUAACUUACUGUGCAUCUGAGUGCAGCCCAAUGGCGAUGUUUUUGAAAAUGAUUGGUCCAACUCAAGGUCAGAUGACUGUUACUAGGCUUGUGAGAGUGCUAGAGGAAGGCCAACGGCUGCCGUGUCCAGCGAACUGUCCAGAAGAGAUUUACGCCCAAAUGAAGAAGUGCUGGGAACACAUUCCAAACAACAGGACUACGUUUAAAAGCCUAAUAAGUGCAUUUGAGACAGUUAUAGAUAAACUGUAACUGGAUUUGUCAUGGAUUGAUUGACUGAAUUUGACCAUUUUGAAAUCCUAUAAAAUAUGACAUCAUUGUUCUGUAUUGUUAGAUCUAUUCAGGCAUUUUUUCUCCUUUAUCGGGAUUUUUUUUGAGCAUGUGUCUUUUCUUUAUAUAAUCAAAUAUUAUUCAGCAGGUAUACAAAGAGCUUUGGCAUAGACAAUUGUACUCUUUUCUAAUUGAAUGUGAAAGCAGCUGCUCCCUCAAGGACACAAAAGCAAAUGUACUUGGUAGGAAUAAUUGUUCCUAGAAGUCACCACAUCUUGAGUUCACUGGUUAUAUAGUAUGUACAUACAUCACAUGCCUUUAUUUUUAGAAUUUCAGUUUUUAUGUUUUUCCCUCAUCUUUUAAGCAGUGUGUUUUUUUUUUUUUUUUUUUUUACUGUUUUUCUUUUAAAAAGAUACAUCUGUCUGAGCAACUAUAGACAAGGGAGAUUAAACCACUGGCAUUAAACCUUUGUAUUUGCUGCCAAGUUAUCCAUUUAUACAAACCAUUUUAUUGUAUUAAACUAAAAAAUAAAACCUUUUGUUUCCA
Molecule: messenger RNA, 4286 nt
Organism: Polyodon spathula (Mississippi paddlefish)
Lineage: Eukaryota; Metazoa; Chordata; Actinopteri; Acipenseriformes; Polyodontidae
Product: tyrosine-protein kinase JAK1-like
Exons: 24
Coding region: 264-3722 (1152 amino acids)
Biological process (GO): cell surface receptor signaling pathway via JAK-STAT; cell differentiation; cytokine-mediated signaling pathway
Cellular component (GO): membrane; cytoskeleton; cytosol
Molecular function (GO): cytokine receptor binding; ATP binding; non-membrane spanning protein tyrosine kinase activity
Source: RefSeq, a predicted model, not a curated record